Molecule: messenger RNA, 5773 nt
Organism: Pelobates fuscus (common spadefoot toad)
Lineage: Eukaryota; Metazoa; Chordata; Amphibia; Anura; Pelobatidae
Gene: PARP4
Product: poly(ADP-ribose) polymerase family member 4
Exons: 39
Coding region: 144-5492 (1782 amino acids)
Cellular component (GO): cytoplasm
Molecular function (GO): NAD+ poly-ADP-ribosyltransferase activity
Source: RefSeq, a predicted model, not a curated record
UAGCUUGGUGUACAGUAGUAUCACUUCAGUCUUUAACAGAAGAGCUGUCUUUACUUCGAAUUCAAUCAGUGUCUGCUAGAAAACGUAAACCUGAAAAGGCAGGAAACGUGUUGUGAUCAGCUGGCUACAGGGCAACCGAGAGGAUGACUGCAGGCAUUUUUGAAGAUUGUGUGUUUUUCAUUAAAGUGAAUCACUUGUCCUUUAAAGAAAAAAAAUGUUUAAAAGAAAAAAUUUCUUCAAAUGGUGGAGCCAUUUCAUAUGUUCUCAAUGGAAAGUGUACACAUUUUAUUGCGAAUAAUGCCAGUUCACUUAGCAGUUCCCAUUUGAAAAAGAUUGAGAAGCAUCAGAUCUCACUUGUCGACACAGAGUUCAUAUGGAAAUGUAUCGAAGAGAACCAACUUCUUGAAGAAACUUCUAACCUGGAAAAACCAAUUAAUGUUCUUCUGGAAAAAGUCAAAACUAUACAAGAUUUUCAUUACAAGAAGAAUCUUUCACCUGCUGCAAAUACUUUAUCUGACUUCAAAGAAGAAAUACUUGACAGGGAAUAUGGAGAUUUCGAAGAAGACAAAUCGACUUCAGAGAAUGCUGAAGUGGCAAAAUACUGUUUUCUUCAAAAAGAUACAGAAGGAGCAAUUUUAGAGCUGCUGUGCUUUAAAGAGGACAGCUCAUUUCCAUUUAAAAUAUCUACACGUUCUGGACCUCUUGAUGGAUCAGAGAUAGAAUAUACAUUUUACCUGGCGACAAAUUCCAAGAAAGCUUGUGAAAGAUAUGAAAGUCGUAUCAAAGACCUUAAAAAUAAAGGCUUCAAAAUAAAUGAUGUGACCCCACCAGAGGCCAAGCUCUUAGCAUCAGAAGCUCUUCAAAGGGUGUUGCUGGAAGAGGCUAUUAAUUCCACUACGAUAUCCAGAGAAGUUGGAUACUUUGUGGAGUCAGUCUGGCUGGAUGCUCUGGGUCAUCUUCACAAUCUGCUUUCCUGUCCACUGAGAAGCAUCAGCCUCAAUGAUGUUGCCAAAGCAGAGGGCAUUUUGCUCCAGGCGAAAAUUGCUGUGGCCAAUUCUGCAACGCCAGGGGAAAUGUUGCAGUUCAUGAAUGAAUUUUAUCGGCUUAUUCCUCACAAACCUGUCCCAAAUGAACUUAUUACCAAGGAGUAUUUAACAAAAAAGCAGGAGCUAUGUCAGCUUAUUCGAGACACACUUAAUGUUUGUGAAACAUCACCAUCAGCACAUUAUCCAAGUACCAUUGCGAAAUAUAAAGCACUGAGAUGCAGCAUUGAGCUAGUUGAUAGAGAUACCAAAGAAUUUACUCAAGUGGAAGAACAGAUUCUGGGGGAAAACUACAGUGAUGAGUCCAUUAAAAUUUUAAACAUAUUCCGAAUUGGGAGAUUGAGUGAAGCCUUCAAUUUUCAGAGUAAACUGGAAAAUGUUAAGCCCUUACUCCACUCUUCCUCAACACGCAAGUUUGUUGGAAUUCUCUCUCGCGGGCUAUUAUUACCAAAAGUAAUUUCUGAAGAUUUUGGAUAUAAAAGAACCGAUCUUGGAAACCUUGGAAGUGGCAUUUAUUUCACAGAUUCCAUAAGCUCCAGUCUCAAAUACUCGGAGCCCAGUUACACUACUGGAGCACGACUCUUGGUAGUCUGUGAUGUGGCUCUAGGAAUCUCCAAAGAUUUCUACAAAAAAGACUAUACGAUAACUGAGCCUCCUGAUGGCUUUCACAGUGUACAUGGUGUAAGAAGAGUGGAAGGUGUGCAGUCAGAAUUUGAGGAUGAUGAAUUUGUGGUGUAUAACGGCAAUCAAGUAAAAAUGAGAUAUGCAGUUCAGUUUUGUACCAGUCACGAUAGUGUGUCCCUGGAAACCAACUUACUAAACAUUGAGCUUGAGGAAAAAAUAGAAGAUACUGAUGAUGAAGUGCCAGAGCUGUUAGAUGAGUCUGUCUUAGGUGACCGAUACGAAGAACGUACCAUAAAAGGUGGUCUUCAAAACAACAACGGUGAGCAAAUUCCUUUGGAAAGGAUCCAUGUGAAAGCUAAAGUGAUGGAUACCAUUGCUCAGGUUGUGAUUUUCCAAACUUAUAAAAACAAUUCCUUGAGCCCUAUUGAGGCGAAGUAUGUAUUUCCACUGGAUAACACGGCAACAGUAUGUGGUUUUGAAGCAUUUAUCAAUGGAAAGCACAUUGUGGGAGAGGUUAAAGAAAAACAGCAAGCCCACAAGGAAUACAGAACCGCUAUAAGUGAAGGUCACGGUGCUUAUCUCAUGGAUCAAGAUGACCCAGAUAUCUUCACUGUGAGCGUUGGGAAUCUGCCUGCAAAUGCUACUGUGAUUAUUAAAAUCACUUACAUAACAGAACUGAGUAUACAAAAUGAUAAUUGCCAAUUCGAGAUUCCUGGAGAUAUUGCCGCUUGGCAAAAGGAUAAAACUUUAAAUGAGAAUACUCAGGACACAGUAUCAAGAGUGGGCAUUAAGGAAGGAGGUGUAAAAAAGGGGUGUUUCUUUUUGGAUAUGUCUUUGGACAUGUCAUGCAAAAUAGUCGCCAUGAACUGUUGGACACACAAAAUUAUUGUAAAAAAAACAGAUUGCAAAGCUGUAAUCCAAACCAAAAAAGGCAGCUCCUUCACUGAGACUGGGUUUAUAUUAUCUAUUGACAUGGAAAACAUCUGCAAUCCAAGAAUGUGGGUAGAAAAACACCCGGAAAAGGACAGUGAGGCAUGUAUGCUCAUAUUUACACCUGAAUUUCCCUAUCCAAAUGAAACCGUUGUUUCAACCAUAUGUCUCGAUUGUUCCAAUUCAAUGAAGGAAUGUUUCCAAGAAGCUCAAUUACUUGCUCUGCAACUUCUUCCCUAUCAUCUGUUUGGAGAAUUUAACAUAAUCAAAUUUGGUUCAACCUUCAAAGAAUUUGGUUUCUAUUCAAGAGAGCAAAAUGAUUUGUCAGAAAUGCAGAUGUUUAUAAAGAGGGCGAAACCGAACAUGGGAAACACAGAGUUUUGGAAGCCUCUGCACUCUGUGAGUUUACUUGCCCAACAAACAGGAGUGCAUAAUAUCAUUUUAAUAUCCGACGGCCACAUUCAAAAUGAAAGCGCUAUCUUACAGAUUCUUAAAAGAAAUUCAGGAAAAAUUAGGUUGUUCAUUUGUGGUAUUGGCACUACAGCAAACCGCACCAUGUUAAGGCGUUUGUCGCAGCACGGAGGUGGAAUGUUUCAGUAUUUUGAUGUCACAGCUAUGAAGAAGUGGCAUAAUAAGUUGGACAAAAUUAGAAACAACUUGGACAAUAAGACAUGUUCCUCUGUCUCCGUUAAAUGGACACAAUUUAAUGAACAUCCUCAGAAAUUUUACCAAGCUCCAUCAAAUAUAUCAGCUCUCUUCCCAUACGAUCAACUUCUUGUUUAUGGGUUUAUUCGUCACUGCACUCAGGCCAAACUGAAAGCUAUGUUUGAGGAUAAAGAGUAUGAAACCGUGGUAUCCACAACAGAAUUACAGAAGACAACGGGAACACUGUUGCACAAGCUCACAGCCAGAGCUCUAAUUAGAGAUUUUGAGGAAGGAUUGCUGCAUGAAGACGAUGAUAAACAAGAGAUGGAAAAGGAGAUGAGCAAGAGGAGAAUUAUUGAGCUCAGCAAGGAAUAUUCCAUUUUAACUCAAUUUACAAGUUUUGUUGCAGUGGAAAAACGGGAAGCUGAUGAAAGCCAACAAGAUAUUGAACCAGAUAUUAUGGAAAUAAUAUGUGCAGAAGAUGUGGAUAUCUUGCCAUAUAUGACGUGGGAGGAUGAUGCACCUACAGAAACUGAAAGUCGAGAAGAAACUGACAGCACUCAUGAUGAAGAAAUGGUUUAUGAGUGUAUGUCAAGUCCAAGUACGAGCCACAUAAAAAACGCAGUGCUUGAAUCCGAAGAGGACAUGAUUACGAAUGACAAUGAAUGUGGAGAUGACGUGGACGUUGAUGCCUUUGGAAGACUGUUUGCUAAAGGUGUUGGGCUUCGAGGAGAAUCUUUAGAUAGUAUACUUCCAGGCAUAGAAAGAGAUUAUUUCACCGCGAGAUCAAGACAGAUUUUACAUCGAGAGGAAGUUACGCUUCGUCCAUCAUCUGUUCAUGGAUCACAUGGGACACCUGCACCACUUGCAAGAACCUUAGGAAAAUCUGCUUUCAGCUUAACAGGAACAUUGUUUCAAACAGAACCAGAACCAGAACUAUUAGCUGGGGGAUCCGUAUUUGGCAGCCCUGCUCUUUUUCCUUCAAAUGAAACAACUUCAAAGCGAGGGAUAUCUAAAUCACAGUCUAUGGGUUUUUCACUUGCCUCUAAUCUUCAACCACCACCACCACCACCAGCAGCAGCAGCUCAGACAUUUGGAAGCUCUGUUAACUGGGAAGCUUUUGGUUCACCUGGUAGAUCACCUGCACCACUAGCAACAACCUUAGGAGAAUCUGCUUUGGGCUUUGGGCUUUGGGAACCAGAACCAUUAGCUGGUGGAUCAUUAUUUGGCAGCACUGCUCGAUUUCCUUUAAUUAAACCAACUCUACAGCCACAGAAAUCUAGAUCAGAGUCUGUGGAUUUUUCAUUUGGGGCUAAACUUCCACCAAGAGCACCACCACCAGCAACAGCCCAGACAUUUGGAAGUUCUGCUAACUUAAUAGCAAUCCCUUUUGGGUUACCUGCACCACCAGCAACAACCUUAGAAAAAAAUGUUUUCGGCUUAACAGAAACAUCUUUUCCAGAAGAAACCGUACCAUUAGUUGGUGAAUCAUUAUUUGGCCGUGCUGCUUCUGUUUCCUCAAAUGAAACCACUUCAGUGCCACAGAAAUCCAAAUGCCAGAUGCCAUCAUCUCCACAAUUUCUACGUUCUAGACGCACUUUAUCCAGUGUAACAACCCACUUGACAGCAAUACAUGAUGCACCACCAAAACAAUUCAUGCAAAAACUUGAUUUGAGCUUAAAAGCAGCAUCUCUUGAAUCAGAACCACCAGUGCCAUUAGCUUAUGGAGCAUUAUUGUACCCCUCAGCUCUGCUUUCCGAAAAAUCUUUAAAUUUUAGAUGUAGAAAAAUGAGUCCGCCAUCAUGGUUGCCACUCUCUGAUCUCCAAACCGAGGAAGGAUACUGGAUGCUGAGUCCUGAUCUCGGAAACAUACUAUAUAUUAACGUACCUUACAUGGUUGAUGUUUUCCUAAUUAAAAAAGGCAUCUCUUCUUUGGGAACCAGAGGAAGGGAAGAUAUUUGUAGGCUAAUUGCCACUCUUCUUGUGCUGCAAGCAGUACGUUGCCACAAUUUGAUUAAUUUGAUCAACUUCAAGUCGUUAAUGAAACUAGAUGACUCCUCUCACAUAAGUGAAUACUACCCAUCUGUUGAUAAAGCAAUCAAAUGGGCACGGAAAGCAGACCAACAAUACCCAGGCAUCUGUGUCCGACUUGGUUUGGGGAGAGACUGGGAUUUUGCAACAAAACAGUUACUGAGAAUUGAACCAAUGAAGCCAUCUUCUGAACUCCAUCCAGCUUUGCGAAUGAUAUAACCAGAGAAAGCUUAGAUAAUAUUACAUUAUGCAUUUGGUAAUCAAUGAGCAUAUUUUUCGUACAGACGCUACUUCCAAAAUGCACUGACCCCUUUUAUCUGCGGGACACUCAGUCCCGAUUUGGGGGCUCCUAUAAUCAUCCCACGUUUGUUCUGUGAUUGCUUUAGAGCAGAGCCAUCUUUAAUAUUGAUUGGACCCUGGGUAAAGCAUUUGCUUGGGCCCCCUGGAUCAUGGCCCCCCUCCAGCCCCUCUCAUGCAUUCAUGCCCUCCACUGCAACACA